GGCGCUGACGUCCAUUCACUGAAGCUCACUGUACGGCGUCUGCAGUCCCAACAUGCACACACCUACGACACCCAUCUCAGCUUCAGUCACCCACCCGCAUGUAUGUGUACUUACACUAUACCGCCAAAAAUGGCAGUUGUGUCGAAGUCACCAAUGAGUUGCCCAGAGAGAAAAAACUCUGUCGGCAGGUGUAUGCGUGUGUGUGUGCGUGUGUGUGUGUGUGUUCCCCUUCCAGCCUCCCCGCCCCUGCCUCCUACCCUAUACAUCAGCAGGCGGCCAGACAGAUGGACACAACACACGGCACAGACAGCCAAAACCAUUGCCAUGGAUUGGAUGCACGCAGAAAAGAGAAAAGGAGAAGCGGAGCAAUCUAGCCAGCUAUGUGUGUUACGCAGCAGUGGCCAUGAGCGACACGACCUGUCUCCUUCUCUGUGCCCAGAAGUUGACGAAUCGCUCCACAGACAGGUUCCAGCCCAUGUCAUGCAUACAGAAGAGCAGCACCUCCUCGAACCGCUCGUAGAUGGCGAAGCAGUUGGAGUCAAAGAUCGCCAGCAGCAGCGUCGACCUGACACACACCGCACAGGCACCCGAAAUGGGAUGAAUGAGUCUUUCUGUCGGCGUGGUUCGUUUUGCGCCUACCACUCCCACACCCAGCAGCACUCCCACAGACCCACCCACGGCCACAAAUACACCAACACACGCUCCAGCAGGUCCCAACUGCCGUACCACAAGAUGCCGUGACAGAGGACGCGGAAGCCCAGCAGGCAGAAGCACGCGCUCAAUGGGUCGUGGGGGACGAAAAACCGCCAGCACGCCACAGAGAAGCGGACAGCCGGGUGCUUCUGCCAUGGUGCGGGGUUGCCCGUCUUAUCCUUGCCCUUGCCCUCAUCGGCCGCAACAGCAGGGGUGUGUAGUGCCGCUCCGAGGACUUGUAUGCGUCCGCCGUGCUCAUGGUCCACGUGCGGCUGCUCCUCAUCGUUGUGUUGCCUUAGGUGGCGCCUCAGGGGCUGCCGAUCCAGAUAUUGGUUGAUGUGGAACUGGUCGCCGCGCAGACCCAUCCGCACAAUCCACACCAUCUGCAUCCAUGGCAGAACCAUACACGCAUGGAUCGAUGGCACGAGUGAUGUCAGCCAUCGUGUGUCGGACUGACCUCAGCAGCGAUGAGGAGGGCGACGGGGUAAAACUCAAACAAGGCAUGCAGCAGGCAGUCGUCCUGCCGGUGCUUCGGGUCUGACGGGGUGCUCAGCUGCGGCAAUGUCGGCGCAAAUGUGGGAGGGAUCAGACACACGUCCACUACGGAGGGAAAGAGACAAUCACACGUACAUGAGGGUUGCACGACGACCUCAGUGCUGUGUCCAUCUUACAGUCGGGUAUAGGCCAGUCCAGGAAGCGUUGCAGCACGUGAUUUCUCGCCAUUGUCAACAGCCGUGGAAACAUCCUGAACACACAAGAACAAGGAACAAGAAGUCCCUGCGGUCGACAAGAAGCCAGCAAGGUACCGUGGGAUGGACAGCAGGCAGAGCAAAAGCUCCCGAAGCAGAAACCCGAUCAUGACGGUGGGUGGAAGCCUGCGACGAAUCACGCAAACACGGGGUUGUCAUCCUUUUGGUCUUUCUUUCAUUUCUUUCGUCACCUACCUUUCUGGACGACGUAACAGUCGACGUUGAAGGCAGCCCACGGCGUGGCAAUGAGCUGAAAGGAGCUUCCACCAAUCGGCCUCCGCAGAGCAAUGAUCAAUGAGCGGAAAGCAUGAGAACACAACACGCAAUGUGUCAAGACUCAGGUGAUGAGCAGUACGCCUCUUAUCUUGGCUUUGGCGUUCACUCCUCCCUUCAGUGCGCGCUUGAAGGCGAGCUUCGGUGUAAACCGCUUUUUCCCAUCCCAGGACUGACGCCGCGCUCUCCCAGUGUGGAGCAGCUUGGAAGAUGUCGGGCAGCAGCAUCUGGAUUAGCAGCAGCAGUAGAGCUGGAGGGGAUGCCGCCAUCGUCGGCACGGAUCAGGCGCAGCCGUCCCCUGGCCAGCCGUGCC
Vitrella brassicaformis is the source of this 2028-nucleotide messenger RNA. Lineage: Eukaryota; Vitrellaceae. The record is from the annotation of a GenBank genome assembly.